Coffea eugenioides is the source of this 2702-nucleotide messenger RNA. Its product is annotated as cathepsin K-like. The transcript is spliced from 12 exons. Gene Ontology annotation, cellular component: lysosome. Lineage: Eukaryota; Viridiplantae; Streptophyta; Magnoliopsida; Gentianales; Rubiaceae. The record is from RefSeq and is a predicted model, not a curated record. Gene Ontology annotation, molecular function: cysteine-type endopeptidase activity. Bases 1500 to 2336 code for a protein of 278 amino acids.
AUUAUUGUCCGGAAAAUUGUGGAAAAAGUGUGGCAAAAACAAGCAUAUUGUGACGAGCAUAAAUUGACAUGCACUUGCAGCUUGCAAGUGGGCACAUAAAGUCGACACAUAUCCAUCACCUACAGUAGUGCUUUGCAUUAUUGCUGAUACUAGCUACUGCCUUCUUUUAAUUGCUACUAUUUGGUUAUUCCUCCGUUCAAGGCUGGGGAUGGUUCACAUUCUACCUUGGGGAAGAGUUUUAAGUUCACAUUCUUGAGAUGAUCAGAAAGGUUUGAUCAGGUUCCAUAUUUGCGGUCAUUGUCUAUAUCUUCUUGAAGAUUAGAGCACUUCUUUUAACAGUUUUCAGUAGCUGAAUAUCAAGGAUAUUACAGGGGACUGUGGCCAGCCUUUCCGGCAAAUCAGUUUGAAGAAUGCCUCUACGAAACACCUUCAAGUCAGGGACUCAGGAUGGAGAGGUGAGGAAGCAGUCAAAUUUUGGAUGGCACUGGAUAUCUUAUCUUCCGACAAGGCGACAAAGACCCCCGGAGCAAAUCCAAAAGAAAAUUUUAUACGGUCAUCAUCUUGAUAUGGCUUUUCCUUCCAAUGAGGAGGCGUCGGAUUACCACUUAACAAGCACGGAGCUGGAACUUGCUGAGGUUAGCGGACUCUGAAGGGUGUGAAGUGCAUGGCUUCCAUUUUGCUCAGUAUUGUUCGGGAGAGGCUGCCGGUGACUUUGGGCUAGUCUUUUAGUGUUUCCUCCAUUGAUGAAGACCUCCAUUUCUAAAUCUAGCCUCGUCAAACGUUCUUCUAUAAUCAUCCGAUCCUGGCAGAUGCAAAAGAGAUCUGAUCAACUGGAUCGCAGGUCAACGCAGCUUUUAGGCAUCGAUAUGGAUCUGGAUCGAUCUCUAACAGCUGCCCUCUGGAAUCUAGCACGCUUUCUGUUGACUUAUGUCGAGGGUGUGAAACUCCUCCUUUUAACACCUUUGUCUUCUGCUCGUUUUGUCAACAGUGUUUGAAACGGUGCUCCAAAUGGAUGUGUUGGAGAAAAAAUUGAUGUUGUUAAAUCCCAUAUCCACCUUUGUGGUGUUUGGUGCAGCAUCUGGAGAUAUCAAGCUAUCGGGAGGGAUGAUGCAGGGUUUCGUCGAAUGGAACCUUCCUUCCUUCCUCCUAAAUUUAGCCUGCAUCGUUAAACGUUACUCGUUGCAGUAGUAUAUAAUUACCGGAUUUCGGCAGAUGCGGAAGAGAUAGGAUCGACGGAAGAUUUAGUCUCAUCUACGAAAUUUGUUAUGUACUUUAAACUUUCGGCUGAACACAACUUAGGGCCUGUAACGGUUCUCUUGAGUUGGUUUCUUUUGGCGCAACAUCGAGGGAUGACGGUUGGCUGUUUUGGAGGUGAGAUGGAGAAGGUCGGGUUGAUGGUCCCCGGGGGGGAGGGUGGGGGUCUGGAGCAGGACGAGGAUGCUGAUUGGUUUAUCUAGGGUGGGCGAAUUGAAGAACAUUCAACUCCACAGAAGAUUCAGAUGACAAAAGAAACUUUUGCUGAGAUAGCACUCAUGGCAGCCAAGCCUAUUCCAUCCUCUAGCACAAGAAAAAGAAAGCGUAUGCUGUUUGAUGACCCCUUCUUUGAAGAUGUUAAGUUCACAUGUUAUGAUGACAACCCAGAUGCGAUUACAGCAGUAGGAGAUCAAGGCCAAACUUCAACAUGCUAUGCUUUUCAAUCCGCCGAAGUUUCGUCAACAACCCACUGCCUCAAUGGUAAAUCAUGGGUUCCUGUUCCUUUAUCCACUCAGGAGUUGAUUGAUAACGUGCAUGAUCAAAUGCACCUAGAGAGGACGUAUGUAGAUGCUUUUGGCUGUUCACCAGCAUCAUUGACAGCCACUUUUGAGUACAUGAAACAAUUUGGCCUUUAUGAGAGUAAGGUGUAUCCUUAUGUGGGGAUGAGAGUUGCUAAUCCGGUCAUCCCGGAUGAGGCCCUUAAAACAAGGCACAAGUUAUUUGUUCGUGAGUUUAAGACAGAGUUACUCUUGGAUGUAGUCCUGAAGUUCAUUAAGCUGCAACCUGUUGUUGGUUGUAUGAGAGAGUAUCCAAGUUUUAGAAAGUAUUGCUGUCGUGAUGGUGUUUAUAUGGGGCCGACCCCAUAUGAAGCUUUAAUUUUCAAAGAAGCUGAAGUUGAAAAUCAUUGUGUGCUUGUGGUGGGCUUCGGCUGGAAAGGAAAAAAUAGUUUCUUCGUUGUGAAGAACAGUCGUGGAGAUGAUUGGGGAUACAAGGGAUAUGGAUUGGUGGAUGUGCAUCAGUUUUUUCGUUUUAUUUUUCCGACCGACACGGUAUUCGAUUUGAAGAGGAGGGGGGGAAUAUAGAGAUGAUCAGAUGAUUGAGGGAUGAAUUUAUCUUUAUUGUGAAGUUUAGUUCUUCACAACUAGUGUGAAAUGAAAAUUGAACUUUUCGCAUUUGAUUUUAUCGGAAUGUUACGUAUAGCUUUUUCCUUUGAAAAUUGAGUAGUUGCUUUUGACAGGAUGUAUCAAGUCUCCUUUUUAUUUUGGGGUGGUUCUGUUACCUUUGAAAAUCAUUGUGUGCUUGUGGUGGGCUUUGGCUGGAAAGGAAAAAAUAGUUUCUUCGUUGUGAGGAAACUAUAGAGAUGAUCAGAUGAUUGAAGGAUGAAUUUAACUUUAUUUUGAAGUUUAGUUCUUCACAACUAGUGUGAAAUGAAAAUUGAACUUUUAGCA